Malaya genurostris is the source of this 10573-nucleotide messenger RNA. It is a transcript of the gene cac, whose product is annotated as voltage-dependent calcium channel type A subunit alpha-1. Gene Ontology annotation, molecular function: calcium ion binding; high voltage-gated calcium channel activity. Gene Ontology annotation, biological process: chemical synaptic transmission; calcium ion import across plasma membrane. The record is from RefSeq and is a predicted model, not a curated record. Gene Ontology annotation, cellular component: membrane; voltage-gated calcium channel complex. Lineage: Eukaryota; Metazoa; Arthropoda; Insecta; Diptera; Culicidae. The transcript is spliced from 37 exons. The coding region runs from base 1406 to 7636 and encodes 2076 amino acids.
CCGUCGGAUCGGUCAGGAACGGAAAAACGUAGCUCGCGGGCUGCUGUUAGUCACUUGUAGGGAAGUUAGCACCAGUUGAUUGAAAGGUAGUCAAUCAUUCAAUUCAACUUGGUCCUUCCACUCCACUUUUGCCCUGUCUGCCAUUGCCAUUGCCAACGGAAAUUUCAACUGCACUGGUUUCUGGCUGUGUUUUGAGCUUUGUGUCUCACCAACAUUCGACACGGUGGUCCAAAAAUAGUUUUCAGGUGAAGCACUGGGAAUUCCAGUCAAAUGGAUUAUUGGUGAUGUAAAGUGGAUUCACUACAAAGUGCUAUUAGGAAAAAGUGGUUUAAAUUAUUUACUGACAGAAACGCAUUUCUUGGUGGUUAAGUGUCCUGCUUGAGCUGAUAUCGAAAUUAGUGUACUUCUACUAUCUUCAAUCGACUUUCCGCCAACAGGAUUGGUACAAAUCACGCAUACCUACCUAAUUGUCUGUGAUAGCUGUAAUCUUUUUGGAAGCUGCUUACUGGAACGAAAGUUUUUGACUCUUUUUUUAAUGUCAUAGAGUAAAGAUAGGAACAAGUAGAAACGUGUCUCUUACCAAACGGGUAUACGAAAAGACAUAGACUAGAUCCUGUGUCAACGGAGAAAUACAAGUUGUCACAAAAUAAUCUCACGUUCGGAAACGAAACGCAAAAAAAAAAAAGAAAACACUUCUUCGCGAUACGUGGCACGAUUCGGACGGAUUGUACGGGUUGAAAUUGUGAACUAAGGAAUGGGAAGACCUCCGACAUAAUCAGAUUUUCCAAUCGAAAAACAAGGAUCUUUACCUAAAGCAUCCGUCGCCAUUACAGCGAACGUAAAUCGAAUUUCGUUGAUUGUUGGGUAUGUUCUGUGAGCGGGGGAUACACAAAUGUUAGGCAGUGUCGCAGGAUAAAUGUACCCCGAAAACGGAAAUAUGUGUUUUUGUGUCCAAUAAAUAUCGGGCGACGUAAUGCCGAUACGGCACAGUUCCGAUACUCCAGCAUCGGAAAAUGUGCCGGUUGAGUUUUGGGUUGGCUGAUGUCAGGAAAAGGUCUGUGUGUGAAAAUUGAUUGAUAUCCCAGCAAGGGUUGUGCGCGAAAUGAAGUAUUAGUUUCCAACAAGGUGUCAAAAGAAAAUUGAAAACACGCAACAAGGAUUUCAGUAAUCGGCACAAAGGUGGUAGAGUUUCCUGUGGCCUACGGGAUUCGGUGAAAGUUUUACAUUGUGGCAAGGAAAAACAGACAAAUCCUCCGAAAGUAAAUAGUGAGGCUGAUUCGUUGCCGAGACUACGGAUUAGAGCGGCCUCAGCGAUGGAAUCCUGAGUAACAAAAAACUAUGAGCAAACUUCGCCGGAUUAGUUGACAUUCGAGUUCCGAAGCCGUGCACAAUAUUUUAAGUGAAGAUGAUCGGUAGUGUUGGUGGUCGACAUAUGUCGACUAGGAGGCGCGGUUCCUCGCCGAUGGUUCGGAUGGGCAACAACCUGAACCUGCAGCUGGAGCCACCGGAUGGCCUAAUUACACCGCGUGUUUCACCCCGCCGGCGGCGGGCAGUUACUACCAGCGACCAUAAGAGCUGUGCUUUAAUACAAACAAGACUGAAACUUGGAGAUAUAAUGUUGGCAGCGGCCCAAGAAGCGGCGCUUGCAGGUCAGGGCUCCAACGGGGGCCAGUUCGGGCGGAAGGGAGGCCAAUACUUAGCUGAUAAGAUGGGCGGCCCCAGCAGUCAGGGGGGCCAACCUCCAUCGGGAGGUGGGCCCACAUCGCUCUUCAUCCUCUCAGAGGAUAACAUCAUUAGGAGAUACACAAGAUUCAUAAUCGAAUGGCCACCCUUUGAAUAUGCGGUACUGCUGACAAUCAUUGCCAACUGUGUGGUACUGGCACUCGAGGAACAUCUGCCCCACGGCGACAAAACACUGCUUGCCCAGAAGCUGGAAAAAACGGAAGCCUACUUCCUGGGCAUCUUUUGCGUGGAAGCCUCGCUGAAGAUCCUCGCCUUGGGGUUCGUCAUGCACAAACACUCCUACCUCAGGAACAUAUGGAACAUAAUGGAUUUUUUCGUCGUAGUUACGGGCUCAAUGACGAUUUUCGCCGAAGCGAACGUUGAUGUCGAUUUGCGUAUGCUUCGAUCGUUUCGUGUUCUGCGACCGCUUAAACUCGUUAGUAGGAUUCCAAGUUUACAAGUAGUUUUAAAGUCUAUCAUCAAAGCCAUGGCACCGUUGCUGCAAAUAGGAUUGUUGGUCUUGUUUGCAAUUGUUAUCUUUGCAAUCAUAGGCUUAGAGUUUUACUCUGGUGCUCUGCAUAGAAGUUGUUAUAGUUUAGAAGAUAUCUCUCAAAUAGUUAAGGAGGGCGAAUUUCCGACGCCCUGUAAUGCGGACAAUGACACGAUAGCACCGACCGGGGCGUACGUGUGUAACAGCAGCGAGAGCACCUGUGUUGAACAGUGGGAAGGUCCCAACUUCGGAAUCACCAGCUUCGAUAACAUCGGUUUCGCGAUGUUGACCGUGUUCCAGUGCAUCACCAUGGAAGGCUGGACGGCAAUCCUUUAUUGGACCAACGACGCGCUGGGGUCAACUUUCAACUGGAUCUAUUUCGUGCCGCUAAUAGUGCUGGGGUCAUUCUUCAUGCUGAACCUGGUUCUCGGUGUUCUCAGUGGAGAGUUUGCUAAGGAAAGAGAGAAAGUAGAAAAUAGGCAGGAAUUUCUAAAGCUUCGUCGACAACAGCAGCUAGAAAAGGAGCUGAAUGGAUACGUCGAGUGGAUCUGCAAAGCUGAGGAGGUAAUACUGGCUGAAGAGCGAACUACCGAAGAGGAAAGGCUUCACAUCCUGGAAGCUCGUAGGCGGGCGGCAGCCAAGCGGAAAAAACUGAAAAAUCUUGGCAAAUCAAAAUCAACCGACACAGAGGAGGACGAUCCGGAUGAUGACUGUGGUGAGGACGUUUAUGUCACGAAGCGAAAGAAAGGUUACCUGAAGUCCAAGGUCCGCACCCAAGGGAAGUGCAAAGGAUUCUGGCGGGCGGAGAAACGGUUUCGCUUCUGGAUCCGGCACACGGUCAAAACGCAGUGGUUCUACUGGUUCGUCAUCGUGCUGGUGUUCUUCAAUACGGUCUGCGUCGCAGUGGAACACUACGGUCAACCGGACUGGUUGACGAAGUUUCUCUACGUUGCUGAGUACGCUUUUUUGGGACUGUUCAUGAUGGAGAUGUGGAUCAAGAUGUACGCACUUGGACCGCGGAUCUACUUUGAAUCGUCGUUCAACCGGUUCGAUUGUGUCGUCAUCAGUGGAUCCAUCUUCGAGGUGGUGUGGUCCGCGGUGAAGGGAGGUUCCUUCGGUUUGUCCGUGCUGAGAGCUUUAAGAUUGCUUAGGAUAUUUAAGGUCACAAAAUACUGGUCGUCACUGCGAAAUCUCGUGAUAUCGUUACUCAACUCGAUGCGAUCCAUCAUUUCAUUGUUGUUCCUGCUCUUCUUGUUCAUACUGAUUUUCGCUCUGCUGGGAAUGCAACUGUUCGGAGGACAGUUCAACCUACCGGAUGGGACGCCGCCAACGAAUUUCAACACUUUUCCGAUUGCACUGCUGACGGUGUUCCAGAUUUUAACCGGUGAAGAUUGGAACGAGGUCAUGUACCAGGGCAUCGAGUCCCAGGGUGGCCACAAGAAGGGUAUGAUCUACUCGCUGUACUUCAUCAUCCUGGUACUGUUCGGUAACUAUACACUGCUAAAUGUGUUCUUGGCUAUCGCCGUCGACAAUUUGGCAAACGCACAAGAACUGACUGCCGCUGAGGAGGAGCAGAUGGAGGAGAACAAAGAGAAACAGCAGAUGGAGCUGGACAAGGAAAUGGAAGCCCUGCACAUACAAACUGAUGGUUCCCCGCCCCGGGUUGAGGUUUCUUCGCCUUCCCCAUCCCGGGGGAACGGUAGUAAGGCGAGCAAAAAGGACGAGGAAGACAAAGAGGAAGAUGACGAUGACAUUCCGGAUGGGCCGAAGCCCAUGCUUCCGUAUUCGUCGAUGUUCGUUCUAUCGCCAACGAAUCCAAUUCGUUGUGCCGCACAUUGGGUAGUUAAUUUGCGUUACUUCGAUUUUUUCAUCAUGGUCGUCAUAUCAAUGUCAUCCAUCGCACUAGCCGCAGAAGACCCGGUCGAGGAGAAUUCGCGUCGUAAUGAGAUUCUAAAUUUUUUCGAUUACGCCUUCACGGGAGUCUUUACGAUCGAGAUGUUACUGAAGAUAGUGGAUCUGGGAGUGAUUCUGCAUCCCGGCAGCUACCUGCGUGAAUUCUGGAACAUCAUGGACGCCGUAGUAGUCAUUUGUGCGGCCGUCAGUUUCGGCUUCGACAUGACUGGAAGUAGUGCCGGUCAGAAUCUGUCCACAAUCAAAUCCUUGCGAGUGUUGCGAGUGCUACGACCGUUGAAAACCAUUAAACGAGUGCCAAAGCUGAAAGCGGUCUUCGAUUGCGUCGUUAACUCGCUGAAAAACGUCACCAACAUUCUGAUCGUGUACAUUCUCUUCCAUUUCAUUUUUGCUGUCAUUGCGGUGCAGCUGUUCAACGGCAAGUUCUUCUACUGCACCGAUGAUAGCAAACACACCAGCGAUGAGUGCAAGGGUUCCUUUUUCGUGUACGAUGGCCCAGAUCAACUACCAAGGCGGGAAGUUCGGGAGUGGAGAACGCAAAGCUUUCACUAUGACAACGUGGCUACAGCCAUGUUGACACUGUUUGCUGUGCAAACCGGAGAAGGCUGGCCUCAGGUUCUACAAAACUCGAUGGCAGCUACCUACGAAGACAAGGGUCCAAUCCAAAAUUUCCGAAUCGAAAUGUCCAUAUUCUACAUAGUGUACUUCAUCGUGUUUCCAUUCUUCUUCGUUAACAUAUUCGUGGCCUUGAUUAUCAUCACAUUCCAGGAGCAAGGUGAAGCAGAACUGCAGGACGGAGAAAUAGAUAAGAAUCAGAAAUCGUGCAUAGAUUUUACGAUAGGUGCUAGACCGUUAGAACGUUAUAUGCCAAACAAACGUAAUAGUUUUAAAUAUAAAGUCUGGCGAAUCGUCGUCUCCACGCCAUUCGAGUAUUUCAUAAUGAUGUUGAUCGUGUUCAAUACGUUACUACUGAUGAUGAAGUAUCACAAUCAAGGAAAAGAGUUUGAGAAAUCGUUAAAGUAUCUCAACAUGGGAUUUACCGGGAUGUUUAGCGUUGAGACGAUACUGAAAAUAAUAGGAUUUGGCGUAAAGAAUUUUUUCAAAGAUCCUUGGAAUAUAUUCGAUUUUAUAACAGUUAUUGGAAGUAUUAUCGACGCAUUAGUUUUAGAAUUAGGGGAAAACUCAUUCAACGUUGGAUUUUUAAGACUGUUUCGUGCUGCACGAUUAAUCAAACUACUCCGACAAGGUUAUACAAUACGAAUAUUACUUUGGACAUUUGUUCAAUCAUUCAAAGCACUGCCAUAUGUCUGUUUGCUGAUUGCCAUGCUAUUUUUUAUCUACGCAAUUAUUGGCAUGCAGGUUUUCGGAAAUAUGAAGUUCGAUCCGGACACCGCCUUAAAUCGUCAUAAUAAUUUUCAGACAUUUUUCGGAGCGCUACUGCUGCUUUUUCGAUGUGCAACAGGCGAGUCGUGGCCGAACAUUAUGCUGGCAUGUCUCAAAGGGCGACCGUGUGACCCGAAAGCAGGCAAGAGCAACGAAACGUGCGGAUCGACGAUGGCCUACGCAUACUUCGUGUCGUUUAUCUUCCUGUGUUCGUUUCUUAUGCUGAAUCUGUUCGUUGCCGUCAUCAUGGACAACUUUGACUAUCUGACACGUGAUUCCAGUAUUCUCGGUGCCCAUCAUCUAGACGAAUUUGUACGGAUAUGGGCCGAAUACGAUCCAAAUGCUACGGGUAAAAUACUUUAUACAGAAAUGUAUGAUAUGUUGAAAAACAUGGAUCCUCCUUUGGGAUUUGGUAACAAAUGUCCCAACCGACUCGCCUACAAGAAGCUCAUCCGCAUGAAUAUGCCACUGGAUGCGGAGGGGAAGGUCGGCUUUACUACGACCCUCUUUGCGCUGAUCCGAGAAAACCUGAACAUCAAGAUGAGAACGGCCGAAGAAAUGGACCAGGCAGAUCAGGAACUGCGCAACACGAUCAGCCACAUCUGGCCGCUGCAAGCGAGAAAGAUGCUGGACCUGCUAGUCCCCCGGAAGGAAGAACUGAACAAAAGUAAACUGACGGUGGGCAAAAUAUACGCCGGGUUGCUCAUCCUCGAGUCCUGGCGGAACACCAAGUUCGGCCAGAUUGAGUCGGAUCUUCCGGCUCAAGAUGCAAGCAAUAAUAGUCCCACGGCCAGACUGCCGAAGCCAUCCCUGUUCAAUGCGAUCCUCGACAUGGCCGCCCUCGAGAAAACGGGCGGUUCGCGAACCGGUUCGCUGAGCAUCGAGAACGGCGAAGGCGUCAACUCGCAGACCCAUCUGCUGUACGUACAGCAACCGAAUGGCAACCAUGGCGGCGGACACGAAGGCGACCAUGAGGGUACCCUGGCCAGUCUGGCCCGACGAACCACCAUGCGCAAGCGGUCUUUCAGGAACAGAAAGGAGCUACAGGAUGUCUCCCGUCAGCCGUCGCUGGAAUCGCUAACCGGUGCGGAUGGUCACCUGCAUCCAGGUCAUGGCUAUCACAAUGGACACCGCCGAUCGCCAAGUUUGAGACGAGAAUCGCCUUUGGUUAGGACACCCAGUCCCAGGCGGCGCAGUCACCUACAUGAAAUUGGCUUUUCAGACACGGUUUCCAACGUGGUCGAAAUACAGAAGGAAGAGCACAGACGUGGUAUGCAUUUCGACUACUUGCGCAGACAUCAUCGAGGUUCCUGGUCAGCAUCAACCAGCCCCGCCCGUUCGCCGUCACCCAGUCGUAUCGGUGUACAUAGUAGUGCCCAGCAUCGUAGUCGAAAAGAUCGUCCCAAAAACCACCCGGCCCACCAAGCGUACGAUACGACAAUCCUCUGCGAACGAUCACGAUCGCCGAGUCCUGCCAGUUUGCUCCAAGAGCUGCGGGACCGGAAUCAUGCGCGACGGAAGUAUAGGAAUGGAAUGGGUCCUCCAGGUCAUGUCCAACACAGCUAUCCAGUUCUGGUGACCCGAAGGCAAGGCCAGGGACGAAGACUGCCACCGACGCCGUGCAAACCGUCGACACUGCAGUUAAAGCAAACCAACAUCAAUUUCCCGAAGCUAAAUGCUAGUCCCACUCACACGUUGCAUUCAACUCACACAACGCCGCACAGUGUUCACUCGAUGCCACCGACACGGGACUUCCUUCGGGAGCGUGAUCGCGACCGAGACCGUGACCGGGAUUUGUACUAUCGGGAGCGCGACCGGGAGCGGGACCGCGAACGCUACAGGAGUAGCCGCGAGCGGGAAUCACGGGACUAUGGUCAACUGCAGUACGAGUUCCGAGACCGGGAACGGGAGCUUUACGAACGCGAGCGGGAAAUUGAACGAGAGUUCGAGCGGGAAUACGAACGCAUGGAACACCACGUGCCUCUCUCGUACGAGCAGGCCCUGGCGAUGGGUCGAACCGGUGGACGGGUUCUUCCGUCACCGAUACUGAACGGUUACAAGCCAAAAGGAGGCGGCAGUGGCCUUCACUCGUCCCGCCACUCGGAUUCGGACGACGAGGACUGGUGCUAGCACAGGGUGAGACGGCGCCAGUGCGACAGGAAACGCAGGGAACAGAUUUGGGUGUGAUGCGUAACUGGUGGUGGACUGAACGACGGGUUUUUCAGCCGGCCGUUGUACAAUUGGACGCUCCGAGUGGAGUAGGUUCAUCGACUAACAACGGCUGACCCGAUAAUAAUGCACAGAAAUUUUGCUUUAUCAUAUGCACCCAAGUUCCACGGGUGACAGAAAAAAACGCAUCCCGCUUCAAGACAGUGUCAGUGUGAUGCCAAACUAGCUUAACAGGAGCGCUAUCAUCAACGGUAUUUGGUAGUGGUUGCAUGAGAUUCCCUUCAUACUACGAGUAAGGCCUUAGUUAGAACGAUUUCAAAACUGAUUACCGAUUCAACAUUUUGUGAGAUGAACCAAAACGCCGUAGAAGUCGUAGUUAAUCGUUACGAAAUUAAAAAAAAGUGAACAAACUGAACCUGCCUUUAAAAGCCACAAAUGAGAGCAAACGUAGAUCGUCGGAGAAACAAUACAAACAAAUCUUUAAUAACACGCGAUGGUAAUUUAAAACUAACGUUGAGCAGAAUAUCCUUCUGAUAGUUACUAAUUUUUCAAAUGUUUAAUCUUUCUCAAUAGCAAAUCGAAACCGUUUGUAAAUAGUUAAAGAAUGAAAUAUUCCAUCUCUAGUCUAACGCAAAAUAUUUUCCAGCAUCAAGACCAUAUGCGCUUCAGCCAAGAUUUUUCACACUUCGAUAACAUUUGUCGGAUCGGGUAUUCAACCGGAUGACCAUUUGGAAUAGUAUUCCGGGUGCCGUUGUCACUUUUAUCAUCAAACACUUUCAUCACUAAUCUGACAACAUCUAGAUGAAAAGACUGAAAUUCAAAAUAAAAUAUCGGAGGAAUACAAACAAAAAUCAAUGAAAAAUUGCGAUUGAUUUGUUUAGGUAUUUAGUGUGAGUCGCGAUAGGAAAAAUGUUAUUGGAACCCGUAGACUAUUUACUAUUUAUAGAAGACAAAAAAAACACACUCAAACAACCAGCGGAGCGCAGGUAUUUUAAGAACACGACGUACACCGAAAUUUUUGACGAUGCAGGGAAUUUAAUUUUUACCAGGAUAGAAAUGUAGCCAAACGGAUAGAAACGUUUAGAAGUCGUUGUUGGUUUGAUAAUUUGUGGAGUGUUUUUGGCAGCUUUUUGCUAGACGGUAGACGCGGCUCGAACAAAGCUGAACAGGCUGAAGUAGUCGUUUUUUUUGGGUCCAGAAUAGUUGGGCUUAACUUUUAUAUGACUGUAUUUAUGGAGAGACAAAAAAAUCGUAGCGAUUAGUUUCAACUAGUUUGGGAGUUUAGAAUAGGGAGAGUACGACCUACAUCAAACACUUGACAGCCACCGCUAAAAGAAUCGUUCCAAUGGUCAUCAGAUGGUUUGAAUAAUUGUAUAACUUUAAUCUGGAGAGUUUUGUACAAAACCAAUAUUAAUGUGCAUAGUUUUGUUGCUCAAACAUACUACAGAGGUUUCUAUUCUGUUUCAUAAAUAAAACAUUAGCCCAGCAUGAGGAAUCAGCGCUAUCGUUUGUCAUUGAUGCAUUUCCUACGAGAUUUUCGUUUCAUUAGGAUUUUUCGUCAUCAUAAAUUAAGAUCGCCUUUCUGUAAGGUCAUAUUGAAAUGCAACAACUUUACAACACAUGCUUGAAUUGCCAUACUGCCAAACUUUAGCCAGAUGGGACAAUUGAAAAACAAACAAAAGAAAAACCACUAAUCAAAUAGGCCAUUUUUUCUACGAUCUACGAUAAGUAAACAACGUUCAAGUCAAAUAAACAGUUUGAAAGUUUCGAUAAUCCGCGAGAAUGCUAGAGUCGAAUCGGCCGAACAAACUAAUCGUGUAUACAAAUAUUUAAUAAACCACGGUGAGGAAAUAGUGAGAUAUAAUCCUAGAUGGACUAUUGAUGUGCGUAUAUAAAGAGAAAGAAGAUAAAGACAGUAACUCGCGAAGAACCAUUCUCACAAUGUGAGACAGACAGACCUGUUGUAGAGUUAGGAUCCGAAACGUUAUCCCUAUAUGAAGUUUAACCAAACGACACACAGUUCAACCAUUAGCUCAUCGUUCAUCCAUCGCUUAGCUGUUAGAAGAAGAGAGAAAAAAAAACGCGAACUUUAGAACUUAGGUUAAAAUAUGUACAGGAUAAUAUUAAAACAAACAAAAACAAAAAUAGAACCAACCAUUGGCAUCGGAGAGGAAAUAUUUCUAUCAAAAUAUAUUAUGGAACAAAAUACUUUUUAAUCUCUAGCGAAAACCUGUAAAUACAUUUUUCUGUGAUAUAUAAAUUGCGAAAAGGUAAAAGUUGCUGACGUGCGGGUUCAGAUUCAAGCGUCACAAUUGACUGGCGGCCAGUUCUGGGUACGGUUUCCGUAGCAUUCCGCGUUAGUUAUUUCAUUUGCCUGGAACAAACCCUCCAAAAUCUGAUUACUCGGGGUUCGGGUCCAAAAAAAAUACUUUUGCUUUCCGCAGUCACUGCAUUGCAUAAGGGUCUGGUCGCAAAGGCUGCAAUGUUAAGUGGUUAGGAAGAAUUAUUUGAACAACCUGUUAGUGUAUGUUUCCAAAACAACAGACAAUUUAUUAGCUGUUCAUGUCAAAAGUUUUUUUUUUCUUCAGAUAGUGCGUGUGACUGUUGUAUGUUUACGGUGCCAUUUAAUUUGCUAUUUUGUGUUCCACUAUAGAUAUUGAAGGUCUCAUAGUAGUCAAAUCGGUAUUUAAACUAGUCUGUUGCGAAAAUUUUGUUAAUCAGUUUAGUUUACCAUGAGGUAUAGCCAAUAAUGAAAUGAGACGAUUUUAGAUGAAAUUCUGACGAGAAAGAAGAAACAGUACGGAAUGCUUAAUUAGGUACCUAUCGAAUAGAUUUUUUAAAAGAAUAUGUUCAAAAAGAUUUAUGAAAGAAAAUAAAUGGAAAUCUUUGAAUCGCUUA